Molecule: messenger RNA, 612 nt
Organism: Topomyia yanbarensis
Lineage: Eukaryota; Metazoa; Arthropoda; Insecta; Diptera; Culicidae
Product: large ribosomal subunit protein mL63
Exons: 2
Coding region: 95-409 (104 amino acids)
Biological process (GO): mitochondrial translation
Cellular component (GO): mitochondrial ribosome
Molecular function (GO): structural constituent of ribosome
Source: RefSeq, a predicted model, not a curated record
CUGGUUCAGAAUUGGUUCAAAAACAGGGGACAGAGCUGGCGGAUCCUAUCCUAGGAUUUUAUUCAAUUUGAGAUGAAAAGUUUUGCUACAUGAAAUGCGGUUGACUCUAGUUUCACUUUUCAAAAAGUCUGUAAAUGGACAUAUAUUUCGCGGUAAAUACCGCUUGGUGCAACGUGUGACACCCGGUGCGGUACAAACCCUUACGCGAGACUAUAAACAAAUAGAGCACAAUAUGGCACUGCUGCUAAGACCUUAUCUAACAUUGGAGCAAUCUUCAGGUCAUGCCAAGGAGUUGAAUAAGAAAGCUGCGGUCAUUGGAAAGUGGAAAGAACAGCAGUUGAAAAUGAAUCGCCACGUAACAAUCAAGGAAAUGUUAGAACACCUCAACGUGAAAACUGCGUGGGAAUAACGAGCACCGUAAAUGUCAACAAAAUGUUUGGAAAAUAAGCAUUUUUAUUUACAAUACGUAUUCUGACAUUAAAAAAAAGUGUAGUUUGUUUAAAACAAAAGAAUACUACCGCUCUACGCGUAAUUGUCCCAUAUAUAGGGAAUACCAUAGAUCAUGGGACAGUUAUGUUUAUAGCGGCAGAAUAGUCCAUCGGCAAAGUGAAA